AUUUCCACGCACACGCGCCCGCUCACUAUCUGAGGCGUCAAGUCCGCCAGAACUUGGUCGGCGAGGGGGAAACCACGAGAGACGAACCAAAGGGAACCGGAACGUCACGAAAACCGAGCGUUGUUCCACUGAGAUGACGCGCCCCUCAGCCGUCGGGCCGGACCUACUACCACUCCUGGUUCGGGUUCUGAGCCUGGUCCUGGUUUCUGGGUACACGUUGGACGUGGAUCACGCGCUGCAGUUCACCGGCGUUCCCGCGUCCAUGUUCGGAUACUCCGUGCUGCUGCACCGACACGGGGCGCACAGCUGGUUGGUGGUGGGAGCUCCAGUGGACAACACUUCUUCUUCUUCUUCUUCAUUGUCAGCUGGCGGGAUUUACCGUUGCGCCAUCACAAAAGAUGAGCGAAAGUGUCAGCUGAUGCCGGCGGAUGUGUCGCAUUGUGGGAAGACAUGCAAGGCUGAGAGCGACCACCAGUGGUUGGGGGUCAGUCUGUCCCGACAACCCGGGAAGCACCACGGAGGCGCAGAGGGACACAUCCUGGCAUGUGCACACCGCUGGAAGAAUGUGUUCUACUCUUGGAAUGAUGGUCAGAAUAACAAACUGCCCCACGGAGUUUGUUAUCGAUAUGACAACAACCUCACACACGCACAGGCCAUCAUACCCUGCUACAGAGACCACCAGAGGAAGUUUGGUGAGGAGUACGGCUCCUGUCAGGCUGGAAUGUCAAACCAACUCACUCAGGACCUGAUCAUCAUGGGUGCUCCCGGGACAUCGUACUGGACCGGUUCCGUCCUGGUCUUCAACACAUCCAGCAGUGUGAUGUCCGUCUACCUGGACGACGACGGGUCGGUAGGCUUUGGAAGCUACCUGGGCUACUCAGUGGAUGCAGGUCAUUUCCUGGAUGCUACUAGCAUGGAGGUGGUGGGAGGUGCCCCACAGUACAACCAGAGGGGAAAAGUGUUUAUCUUCUCGGUGGAUGGCAAUAUGCUACGUGUGCAAGCGGAAGUGUCAGGGACAGAGCUGGGCUCAUACUUUGGCUCUAGCAUCCGCACAGUAGACCUGAACGGUGAUGGUUUAUCAGAUCUCUUAGUGGGUGCUCCAAUGGCAACAGGCGCAAGUAGAGAGGAAGGCCGUGUCCACGUCUACCUCAAUCAGGGACAGGCUAAGCUAGUGGAGACGGAGUUUCAGCUGAGUGGGGGCAAUGCCCAUGCCGCACGUUUUGGGGAGACCAUCUCAGACUUGGGAGACCUGGAUGACGACGGCUACCCUGAGGUGGCAGUGGGUGCCCCACAGGAAGACGAUCUAAAAGGGGCCGUUUACAUCUACAACGGCAGGAAACAUGGCAUCACUCAAACGCCAUCACAGAGGAUCAGUGGGGCGGUGCUGGGUCGUGACCUCUUGAUGUUCGGCCAGUCACUGAGCUCGGGUGUGGAUGUUGACGACAAUGGUUACCAAGACGUUGCCGUGGGUGCGUUCCUCUCGGAUGCUGCCAUUGUUCUCAGGUCUCGUCCUGUUCUGCGGGUGGCGGUCUUGCUCACCCUGCCCGAGAAGAUACAGCAGCAGGCGGCGAGCAUCAACGUCAGUGUCUGCUUCAGAGUCACCUCCAGACAGUACAAAGGAGUUAUAGAUCUUCAGUACAACCUGACAUCCGACCUCCUCCACCAGCCAUCCUUCCCACAUCGCUUCUAUUUCCACGGCAACGGCUCAUCCAAUAGCACGAAAGCUCGGGUGAAGAUGCGGCUCGGCCAACUCAGCUGCACCAAUCACGUCGCGUACCAGAGGAAGGACGUUCGGGACAUUUUCACGCCGGUCCGUUUUGAAGUAUCCUACAGCCUACGAGAGACAAACGCUCACAAACACGCUGGCAAACACUUCCCACCACUGAGGCCUGUCCUGCAGAGGGCGGCUGGGAGCCGCAAUACUGUCAGCAACGAGACGCUGUUCGCUCGCUCGUGCUUUCUGCCCAACUGUUCUACAGACCUGCAACUCAGUGCCACGCUCAUACUUCCGCAGAACGGUCAGUACUUGGCACUGGGCGCUGGUCCCAGCCUGAUGUUGAACACGUCUCUGUUGGUGGCUGGAGACGAUGCCUUCCUGCCACGUCUGACGCUUCGUUUCCACCAAAACAUCCACUAUAUCAAAGUACUCAACAAUGAGGACAAGGUUGUGAGUUGCGAUGUCACACAGGAAGUGAACGGCACAGCGGUCGAAGUGAGCUGCGGCUUUUCCCAACUCAUCCUGGCAUCUCACUCCCUGGUGAACAUUAGCUUCCUGUUGGAUGUCAACCAGAACGCCACACCUGGUGACCUCAUCAUUCACGCUAACACGAACAGUAACAACCUGGAAAGCUCCGAAUAUCUCCACGACAACGCCGUCGCCUUGUUACUUCCUCUCAAAUAUGGCGUCGACGUCCACAUCCAUGGUUUUGUGACACCGACUUCAUUUAUGUUUGGAGAUGAAGACACGACACAGGUCCAAUGUUAUUCACAAACCUUGAACUACACCUACAAGGUGUUGAAUUCAGGUCCUAGCAGGUCAGUGGAUACGGUGGUGGAAAUUACAUUACCGAAGCUGUUGACUCCGUUUCCUCACAGGUUGCUGCAGGUCGUGGACUGGCAGUCGUCACAAGGCGCCUGUGUGAUCAGAAACAAUACUGCUCCCGUCAUCGACGACUGCGAUGUCCCACGGGCUUCCUUCAUCAAACAAAUGGUCUUCUUCUUCUCCUCCACCUCCACGCGCACCAUGUUCUGUGGGCGCGGUGACCAGCUGUGCGAGCGUCUGCUAUGCCACCUGGGCAACGUAGAGGCCGGUCGAGAUGCCACCAUACAGCUGGAAGUCCGACUAAACCCCGACGUUCUGCUGCAAGCGCCCGGUCGCCAUAGUGUGGUGAAGCUGGAAAGCGGGGUGGUGAUGUCAUCGCCAAAGAACGACCAUCACACCAUCCUGGACCGAGGGCAACCCACCGCACAGGUCCUGGCGGAAGCUCACUUCACCCAAAAACCUUCCACGCCAAUCAAAGUGUUCAUCAUCGUGGUCAGUUUGGUUCUGGGUCUGAUGAUCCUGGCGGCACUCAUCUGGUGCUUGUGGAAGGCGGGUUUCUUCAAGAGGGACUUGCAGAAGAAGAAAGCGGAAGAGGAGUUUAACCGUGACAGCUGGGACUACGUACCCAAGCGUAACAACAGGGAGAGCACAUCCUAACAACGCCGCAUCCUUGGCAGACAUUCAUUUGACAAGCAUGCUGAGGGCCAAUUGGUCCAGCGCGACAGGAAAUGCUGACGCCUGAGGCCAGUGCAGAUGGGACGUCUUGCGAAACGAAGGAGAGAGAUGGACCAAGAAACAAGGCUUUUGAUGUCUUCAGUCAUGUGACUUUCAAGUUUUCAGGUCAACUGCUGAGAGACGCUUUCUUGUUUGGCGUGUGAGACUUCCUGCUGAGUGACACUUCCUGGAUAGAGUCCACCACUUCCUGCUGCAAUUACACUGAUUCCUGCUAAAUAUACUGCUUGGUGUACAACACUUCCUCUCUGGUGUGGAAAAACAUUCUGCUUGGCAAAAAAAAAAAAAAAAAUCCUGCUACGCUUCCUUCAAGCUCAUCACUUCCUUCUUGGCAAUCAGAAUAUGAAGAUUUUUGCCAGGGCAGCCAACCGACACGACUAUGCGGCGGCCAUGUUUGCAAGGUCGACGUUCCCAUCAAUUCCCUUGUUAUGAGUGGUUUGCGCCACAUUGUCCUGGCAUCUUUGCUCUUUUGAUUUUCUUCACAUCCACACACAUGGAACGUGCUAACAACUUUGACCUCUCUAGCUUAGCGUAGCCAUAAGCACGCAGCUCCAAAGGGGUGCGUCGUACUACCUAGUCAUUUCUGUUCAACGCUUGCUGCAACGCAUCUUGCCUAGUUUUCCGAGAAUAAGUCAGUUAAAAGCACUGUCAACAUUUUCUCCCAUCUUGUUUCUUGGCUUUAUUUUGAUAUUUUUUCCCCCCUGAAAACCAUAACUACCUGCUGCCUACAAUGUUUUUUUUUUUUUAAUUUAAAUGUGAGAACUAUCUUGUGAUGCAUUGAGGCUGCUUCCUGUCAUUUGCAAUUUACAUCAAACAUUUUAAAAAAGGUAAAAAAAAAAAAAAAAAACACCAAAAAGCCAAGACUUAUUUUCUGUUGAUAAGUCAUAUUUUGUUCCUGCCAACUUGUGCACUGGAGAGUCUUGGUCAUGUUUUUAAUAAAGUAUUUUCUAUUUAAAAGUGCCUCUUUUCCCUACCAAUUUAAGAGUUCCCAUGUGUCGUAACAACAUGUCAGUAGUAUGUGUUUGUAAAAAUGAUCCACAUUUAUAAAAUUCUUCACAAGAUAUUAAUAUACACUAUAUGUUUCAUUUGGCUUGUCCUGCUUAGAGAAUGAUGGCAGGGAGGUGUUUUUUUUUUUUUUAUGUUGAUUAACCGGACUGUGACGACGACAGACAAAAUUGAAAAGGAUACAUUGAGUUUUCAAUCAUAAACACAAAAGUUCUGUUG
Syngnathoides biaculeatus (alligator pipefish) is the source of this 4498-nucleotide messenger RNA. It is a transcript of the gene itga4, whose product is annotated as integrin alpha 4. Gene Ontology annotation, cellular component: integrin complex; external side of plasma membrane. The transcript is spliced from 29 exons. Gene Ontology annotation, molecular function: integrin binding. The record is from RefSeq and is a predicted model, not a curated record. Bases 134 to 3199 code for a protein of 1021 amino acids. Gene Ontology annotation, biological process: cell adhesion mediated by integrin; integrin-mediated signaling pathway; cell-matrix adhesion. Lineage: Eukaryota; Metazoa; Chordata; Actinopteri; Syngnathiformes; Syngnathidae.